CAAAGUGUCGUAAAUCCAAGAUGGCGUCUCCCCUCUCCACGAUGAAGUUCUGGAAGCCGGGGUCCGAGGCUCCGGGGAUCUCGGAGGAACGGGAGCUGAACACGGAGACCACCGGCUCCCCCAUCAUCUUCAACCCGCACACAGCCCUCUCCAUCGAGAAGCAGCGGCAGAAACUCCCCGUCUUCAAGCACAGAAACAACAUCUUAUACCUGGUGGAGAGCUUCCAGACUGUCAUCAUAGUGGGUGAGACGGGAUGUGGGAAGACAACGCAGUUACCUCAGUACCUGCUGGAGGCUGGCUGGGCGACAGAGGGGAAGGUUAUUGGAGUGACACAGCCUCGACGCGUGGCCGCUAUCUCUGUAGCUAACCGUGUAGCAGAGGAGCGGGGGGCCCUGGUGGGUCACGAGGUCGGCUACACCAUCCGGUUUGAUGACUGCUCUGAUCCCCAGGCCACGAGGAUCAAGUUCCUCACAGAUGGCAUGCUGGUGCGGGAGAUGAUGGCCGAUCCUCUUUUGAAAAAAUACAGUGUGUUGAUGCUGGAUGAAGCACAUGAGAGAACGCUGUAUACAGACAUAGCCAUUGGUCUACUAAAGAAGAUUCAGAAAAAGCGGCGAGACCUGAGGCUGAUUGUGGCCUCCGCUACUCUGGAUGCCAAGAAAUUCCACGACUUCUUCAACCUGAACGAGUCCGGGGAUCCCAACAAGGACACCUGUGGGAUUCUGACGGUGGAGGGACGCACCUUUCCAGUGGACGUCUUCUACACCGUCAGUCCCGUCCCAGACUACGUGAAGGCCACAGUGGAGACGGUGCUGAAGAUCCAUGAGACGGAGGAUGACGGAGACGUGCUGGCUUUUCUCACCGGGCAGGAAGAAGUGGAGAAAGUGGUGUCUCUUCUGCAGGAGCAGGCCAGGUCUCUGUCCCGAUACGGAAUGAAGAAACACCUGAGAAUUUUGCCCAUGUACUCCGGUCUACCUUUCGCCGAGCAGAUGAAGGUGUUUGAGAGGACGCCCUCAGCUGUUCGCAAGGUUGUGGUGGCCACUAACAUAGCGGAGACCUCCAUCACUAUAAACGGAGUCGUAUUCGUCAUCGACUGUGCGUUUGUGAAGCUGCGAGCGUAUAACCCUCGCACCGCCAUCGAAUCCUUGGUGGUCACGCCCAUCUCCAAGGCUUCAGCCAGCCAGAGGGCCGGGAGAGCCGGACGAAACCGACCUGGGAAAUGCUUCAGACUAUACACAGAGGAGGACUUUGAGAAACUGCCGGCCUCCACUGUGCCAGAGAUGCAGCGCACCAACUUGGCCCCCGUCAUCCUGCAGCUCAAGGCGUUAGGCAUCGACAACGUGCUGCGGUUCAGCUUCCUCUCUCCUCCUCCAGCUCAGACCAUGGUUCAGGCUCUAGAGCUGCUCUACGCUCUGGGAGGUCUGGACCACUACGGACGUUUGACCGAUCCCAUGGGCGUGCGGAUGGCAGAGUUCCCUCUCAGCCCCAUGUUUGCCAAGAUGCUCCUCGAGUCGGGCAACUUCGGCUGCUCCAAAGAGAUUGUUACCAUCGCAGCAAUGAUGCAGAUACAGAAUAUAUUUGUCGUGCCGACCAAUCAGAAGAAAGCUGCCGCCCGAGAGCACAGGAAAUUUGCAGUUGCCGAGGGAGACCACCUCACCAUGCUGAAUGUGUACGAGGCUUUCAUUAAGCACCAGAAGAGCUCCCAGUGGUGUCAGGAACACUUCCUCAAUUAUAAAGGUCUGCUGCGGGCUGUGACGGUGAGGGAGCAGCUCCGGCGUCUCAUGAACAAGUUUAAGGUGCCACGGACUUCAAGUGAAGGUGACCCUGAUGUGAUCUUGAAGUGCAUUGUUUAUGGGUUUUUCGCUAAUGCGGCCCGAAUUCAUCAUUCUGGUUCCUACCGGACUUUACGAGACGAUCGUGAGCUUCACAUCCACCCAAACUCUGUGCUGUUUGGAGAGAAACCUCCAAAAUGGGUUGUUUUCAAUGAAGUGGUGCAGACGGCGAAAUACUACAUGCGCGAUGUGACGGCUGUGGAGUCGUCCUGGUUGGUGGAGUUGGCCCCUCACUUCUACAAACAGGCCCAGCACGGCUCUCUGGCCAGUAAGAGGUCCCGGGUCCUCUGAAUCUCCCCGUCCUCUCACCGUGUUAACACCCAUCCAACCAAAAAUGGAGAAGCUCCUUCUCACAAAAUCACCACCGUGCUCCUCUCCACCUCAUUGUAUAUAACGAUGUAUUAUAUACUUAUUGUCCACCUGCACAAACCCCCUCCACGCGUACGUGGCCGUGCCAGAAUGGGAUCAGGUGGACAUAUUUUUUGACUUCAUUUGAAAGUCUCGCUGUUUAGCGGCGAUGUAGUUUAUAUGUAACGAGAGCUAGUAAAUGGUGUCCACUCAAGUAUGUCCACGUGGUAGACGUCAGUCGUACCUGUACAUAGUCGGAGCAGGCUCAGGUCCACACCUGGUUCUUGGCUUCAUUAUUUUUUUAAUCGCUAUAUUUUCCUGCUGCAUGAUAAAUAAUGGAAGACAAUGGUUUUGUGAGGAUGAAUCGGGUUAAUCUGCUUCACCCGUAGCCUGGGUGCCUUUAUGUUUUUAAACGGGUUCACUUUAUCUCCAGUUUAUUUUUGAUUUCUUAACUUUCCGCACCUUCACACAGAACGAUAAAUAUAUAUAAAUAUAUUUUCAGGGAACCUGCCGCAGACGGAAACGAAUACUGAUACUGUGAAAAUAAGACCUGCUUUACUUUUUCCGAUUCCUGGUUUUCCAUACGUAGUGGCCUUGUCACCACUUUGUGCCAAUGUUUUCUUUCUCUUUCUUUCACAUUUAAUUUUUUUUAAAGACGUAAUGUGAAAAAUACACCCAAGCAUUGUAAAAAAGAAAAAGCUGUGAAAUCAAAACUAAAGAAAAAAAAUGAAGUGCCAUUUUCAGUGGCUGAAUGCACUUUACGUCGCCAAACAACCCUGUGGCGACGUAAAGUGCUUUCAGCCACUCAUCAUUCCAGAGCCUCAAAGAAACGGUAGCAUUCAUCCGAUCAUAACCGCCAUUCCCUCUCACGGUUUGUUCUACUUUUUGUCCCGUUUCUUACCGUCCACGUCAUCUACCAGGUGUUCAGUUAAAAAGCGGCCAGGUAUUUGUGAUCUACAUUCCACAUUUCCUGCUUUCGUUUUUAUUUUUACUUCAGGUUUUUUGGUUUUGGUCCAAAGUUAUUCGGCCCCCUGAAAGCACCAGUGAGCACUGUGUUAAAGGUUUGACGUUUUGCUUUUCAAACUAAAUUUUCACUUCUGCCUGCAUGGUUAUUUUUUUCAUAGAUCUUGUUCUUGAGGUUAUUACUGUAGGUAGAUUUGAUGGAAAUCAAAACACAGAACAACACGCCACACCGUAGAUAUGUAAACCAACUCGAAUUAGACGAAUAUACAAACGAGGUACCUUUGCAUGUUAAACGGUACUCUGAUGUAGACUAUACUCUUAAGAUCACCUCGUAGGACUUAUUGCAAACUUGUUUAUCCACGUUUGUGCUGAAGCAGCUGAAGCAGUAGACCUUUGUGAUUGCUCACCGCUGAGAUAAAAAAAAAAAAAACUGUCACCUGUCAUUCCUUCCUCACAUCCUCAAAUAAAGCCUUAUUGUCAUGCA
Molecule: messenger RNA, 3624 nt
Organism: Anoplopoma fimbria (sablefish)
Lineage: Eukaryota; Metazoa; Chordata; Actinopteri; Perciformes; Anoplopomatidae
Gene: dhx35
Product: DEAH-box helicase 35
Exons: 21
Coding region: 21-2120 (699 amino acids)
Cellular component (GO): intracellular anatomical structure; catalytic step 2 spliceosome
Molecular function (GO): RNA binding; ATP binding
Source: RefSeq, a predicted model, not a curated record